GCGCGCGAGGGCGCGCGGGUGGCGGCGCUGUGCUUGCUGUGGUACGCGCUGAGCGCGGGCGGCAAUGUGGUCAACAAAGUGAUCCUGAGCGCCUUCCCGUUCCCCGUGACCGUGUCGCUGUGCCACAUCCUGGCGCUGUGCGCGGGGCUCCCGCCGCUGCUGCGCGCCUGGCGCGUGCCCCCAGCGCCGCCCGUCUCGGGCGCGGGGCCCAGCCCGCAUCAGUCGCCCGGCCCGCUGCUGCCGCCGCGCUUCUACCCGCGCUACGUGCUGCCGCUCGCCUUCGGCAAGUACUUCGCGUCCGUGUCUGCGCACGUCAGCAUCUGGAAGGUGCCCGUGUCCUACGCGCACACCGUCAAGGCCACCAUGCCUAUCUGGGUGGUCCUCCUGUCCCGGAUCAUCAUGAAGGAGAAGCAAAGCACCAAGGUGUACUUGUCACUCAUCCCCAUCAUCAGUGGUGUCCUGCUGGCCACUGUGACCGAGUUGUCUUUCGACAUGUGGGGGCUUGUCAGCGCCCUCGCUGCCACACUGUGCUUCUCCCUUCAGAACAUAUUCUCCAAAAAGGUGUUGAGAGAUUCACGGAUCCACCAUCUCCGGCUGCUGAACAUCUUGGGCUGCCACGCUGUCUUCUUCAUGAUCCCCACCUGGGUCCUGGUAGACCUCUCGGCUUUCCUGGUCAGCAGCGACUUGACCUACAUCUCCCAGUGGCCCUGGACACUCCUACUCCUGGCUGUCAGCGGCUUCUGUAACUUUGCCCAGAAUGUCAUCGCCUUCAGCAUCCUCAACCUCAUCAGCCCCCUCAGCUACUCGGUCGCCAAUGCCACCAAGAGAAUCAUGGUCAUCACAGUGUCCCUGAUCAUGCUGCGCAACCCAGUCACCAGCACCAACGUCCUGGGCAUGAUGACGGCCAUCCUGGGGGUCUUCCUGUACAACAAGACCAAGUACGAUGCAAACCAGCAAGCCAGGAAGCACCUCCUCCCAGUCACGGCGGCAGACCUGAGCAGCAAGGAGCGUCACCGGAGCCCCCUGGAGAAGCCCCACAAUGGCCUCCUCUUCCCUCAGCACGCACAGCAACACCUCAACAGAUCACUUCCAGUACAGCCGGCAGAGCUACCCAAACUCCCACAGUUUGAACCGUUAUGAUGUGUAGAGCCCAGAGGACAGGAUGAGGAUGUUCUGCCCUGCGACUCCUUCCCCCACCCCCAGCAGCAUCAGGAACUUCUGACAACAAGUGAAUGUACAACCUAGCGGAGGGCAUGGUGUGGAACUUCCUAGCAUCAGAAGACCCUGGGCUUCCCUGCCCACUGGGAGCAGCAGGAAGUCAUGCCUCCAGUGGGGACAGCCGCAGGCUCUGGGCAGAGGCAAAUCUAAACGGAGACCGGCAUUUUAUGCUCUUUCUUCCUGGAGUCUGUCACCUGAGGGCUGUGUCCCUGCAGAGAUCUUGGCCAAGUUGUACAUUUCAGUGUGGAAUUACUCCCCAAGCAGCGUAUUUCGGAGCUCUUGUUCUGCCGUACAGAUGACAUUUCGGGCCCUGCUGGGAAAGGUGGGAUCGCUGUGGAAGUGACCAUGGAGCUGGCAAGAGGUGGUUUCUGGGGGUGGGGAGCGGGGUCCUUUAACUCCACGACUCAGAUGCACGUGACACAGGUGUUGAGUGGACAAGGAGCCUAUUCAUUCGAAACAUCUGUAGCAUCAGAGACUGACCGGCUUCCGAGUCAUCCCCAUGGCCGUUUGCAAUUCCUGGCAGACGUUCCAAAGUGCAAAAGCUGUUGCAAUUAGCAUCCAAUUUCCUAGAGCUGAUUCUUUAACCUGCAAGUGAGAGCUGGCGUCCACCCAGACCCAGAGGGAAGGGAAACUGCUCCCUCUCCUCUGCCCUUUUCCUCCCUUGCCAGAGCAGAGCACUUCUAGGGUAGGAAGAAGAAUCGAUCUUUAAGAAAUCAUGUUCAAUAUUUCAAGCUCUACUUAUGUAGCACUUGUUUUUGCAGAUAAGUCUUCACUGAUUCUCGAUGACUGGGUAGGAUGUUUGAUAGGGAGAUCUUGAUUUUAUGAUGAUGAUGCAUUUUUCUAAGAAAUAUUUUGUAGUUGUGUGUUUGCAUUUAUGUCUUGAUCCCCAUGAGGGAAUGACAUGUUAGGACUGGCUUAUGGGUCAAAAGCAGUUUUGUUUCUAAAUGUUUAAAAACAUGAAAGGUUCCUACUCAUGAUGCCUGUCUGACAAAUUUUGGUAUUUAGUAGGAAGCAAUGAAGUGGGGUUUUUUUGUUUUGUUUUGUGUUUUAGAGGUAGGGUCUUGCUAUGUUGCCCAGGCUGGAGUGCAGUAGC
Molecule: messenger RNA, 2311 nt
Organism: Lemur catta (Ring-tailed lemur)
Lineage: Eukaryota; Metazoa; Chordata; Mammalia; Primates; Lemuridae
Gene: SLC35E1
Product: solute carrier family 35 member E1
Cellular component (GO): Golgi apparatus
Molecular function (GO): antiporter activity
Source: RefSeq, a predicted model, not a curated record